AAAUGAGGCAUUACUAUUUAUCUCUGCCACAAUGCAGAUCGCAGGACUCAGAUAAGUAUCGUGUGUUUAAUGGCUUUUUAGAGGCCGUUAAAAGGAACAGCGGAAUUCUCCUUUGAAGGGAUUUUAGUCCGAGUGAAAGCUCACGGCUUUUGGAGUACAACUGUCAGUCAUGUCACUUGACCCCGCCCCUCGCUGCAGCUCCAUCUAUAAAGAGAGCCGGUGCGCUCAGAGAGUGAUCACUCGAACUUUGAUGCUCAGGUUUUAAGGAUGCCUGCUUCUCCAAGCGGAUUUGGUCACUACUUUGUGGACAGGAACGUCUCCAUGCCUGCUGGAUAUCAGAUGCUGGGCUGUGCGCCGGGGGUACAGCAGCCUCCUCCUCAUCUGGCUGCCAUGGCCGGGAUGCCUCUGCCUUUUUCAGGAAUACCGGGAUACACUUUCAUUCCGUUCCCACAUCCUGGACACAUGGCACACAUGGGGAGCUCAUACGACCUGAAAGCCGCCUCACCUUAUCACCAGGCUGUGCUGAGCCGCGGCGGUGCGUAUUUCUCUCCCUACAGACCGGUGGUCGCGGAUGAGCCAGGACGCGUGGCCAAAGUGGCGAGCAGAGAAAGCACUGGCGCGCUGAAAGCCUGGCUCAGCGAGCACCUGAAGAACCCGUAUCCCACCAAGGGCGAGAAGAUCAUGCUGGCCAUCGUCACCAAGAUGAGCCUGACGCAAGUGUCCACCUGGUUCGCCAACGCGCGCCGCCGCCUCAAGAAGGAGAACCGCGUCAGCUGGGCGUCCAAAGCCAAAAGCGAUGAGGAGGAGGAGGCUGAUGAGAGCGAGGCAGAAGAAGAAGAAGAAGAUGAUGAUGGCUCUUCGCAGAAAGAUCGAUGCUCAGACGAUGAGGCUGACAUCGAUCCUCAGAUCGUUGAUGUUGAGGAGGAGUUGAGCGCAGUGGAGAGCGAGGCCCUGCGCCCGGCUCAGGAGCGCCUAACGGAACGACUCGAACAGCCUAACGAGGGUGACACUUCCGGCUCCGUAGCCGUUACUACCGGAAACAGCGAGGCUGGGUGUGAAUCGGCGAGUAAGGAGUGUAAAGAAAGUGCUAAUGGACAGAAACCGAAAAUCUGGUCUCUAGCAGAGACAGCCACUUCCGAAACUCCGGUGAAGAAGAGCAAUGAGCAUUGCCAAGAUUUUAGCAAAUGGUGGGCAAACUGGGCGUCCAGGAGCAGCUACUUACCUGCAAACUACUCUGCACACUUUCUCCCACAGAGUCAGUUAAACUGUUAAUGCAACUCAUGCAAGGCAGAUGUUUGCACUUUGGAACUGUUCUGAUAAGAGCUGAACUUUUUUUAUUUUUAUUUUUUGGUUAUUCUUAUCCUGGACCCUUUAGUCAUGAAGUUUACAGUCAGGUUUACAUGCCUGGUUUAACACCAAAUGAGCUUGAGAUUGUUGUAAAUAAUUGUAAAGUUUAUUUUGUUGUACACAUUGUAAAUUAUAAAUGCCUUUACAUGCCUAUGAUUAAUUAUUUUUGCUAAAAUAAAACAUUUGAAAAUGAAAA
Pangasianodon hypophthalmus (striped catfish) is the source of this 1543-nucleotide messenger RNA. It is a transcript of the gene irx7, whose product is annotated as iroquois homeobox 7. Gene Ontology annotation, cellular component: nucleus. The record is from RefSeq and is a predicted model, not a curated record. Gene Ontology annotation, molecular function: DNA-binding transcription factor activity, RNA polymerase II-specific; RNA polymerase II cis-regulatory region sequence-specific DNA binding. Lineage: Eukaryota; Metazoa; Chordata; Actinopteri; Siluriformes; Pangasiidae. The transcript is spliced from 2 exons. Gene Ontology annotation, biological process: regulation of transcription by RNA polymerase II; neuron differentiation; cell development. Bases 268 to 1272 code for a protein of 334 amino acids.